ACAGUUUAUGUUACAUACAUCAAAAUUAUUUCUGACCUAUUUUUGCAUUUUUGUGAUGAGAAUUUAUGUUUUAUUGUUGAUUCUUUUUCCAAUCGGCAGUUUAUCACUGCCAAUGUUUUUAAAAUGGUUAUUUUGCACAUGCUGUUUUGAAACGGAUAUAUUCGAUUAUCUUAAGCUACACAGAGAUCUUUCUAGAUUUAUUUAUGGCCAGCAUUUGGUAAUAGAUACUGUGGUUCGUUCAAUCAAAUCUCACUGGCAUAAUGAGCAUCCUCAGAAACCGUUAGUUCUCUCAUUUCAUGGUGGGCCGGGUACUGGAAAGAACUAUGUGACUGAAAUCAUCGCAAAAAACACUUUUCGAAGUGGACUUCAAAGCCCAUAUGUGAAGUAUUUUGUUGCAACAAAGGAUUUUCCAAACAACAAACAUAUAGAGGAUUAUAAAUUGAAACUAAAAGAACAACUAAUACAAUCUGCCGACGGAUGUGAUCGAUCCAUUUUCGUGUUUGAUGAGGUGGAUAAAUUACAAAGUGAACUGGUUCAAACAAUCAAACCUUUUCUUGAUUUUUAUCCAGCCGUUUUUGAAGUUGACUUUCGAAAAACUACCUUCAUUUUUCUAAGCAACAAAGGAAGCUCUGAAAUUGCGAACAUUGCAUUGGAACAUCGUCGAAAUCUUAAAAAACGGUCACAACUCGAGUUGAAGCAUUUUGAACGAACACUUAUGUCACAUGCAUUCAAUGAGAAAGGUGGUCUACGAAACACUGAAUUGAUCUCUAAUCAGCUUAUUGAUCAUUAUAUCCCAUUUCUUCCCUUAUCUAAGUUCUACGUUUCCCAGUGCAUUCAAGUACAUCUUCGAAAACGCGGAAGACAUGAUUUGGCAAAGGAUGGAGAAUUCAUGCAAAGAGUUCUCGAUUCUCUUGAAUUUUUCCCUGAAUCUAGCAAGGUAUUUUCCUCGUCAGGAUGUAAACGUGUAGAUGCAAAAACUGAACUAGAAAUUUCCAAGAUGGGAUUCUCACUCAAUUCGGAGAAAGAGUUUAAUGAUGAGUUGUAGUUUUUUUUCUGUUUCAAAAUGUCCAGAAAUUUGUUUUCAUUCUAAGUGUUUAAUUUUUUUGUUGAUUUAGCAACAUUUACAAAAUUGAAUGAACUCAAUGAUGAGUUGUAAAUAUUUCCCCUGUUUCAAAUUGUCCAUAACUACGUUUUUAUUGUAUUCAUUUUAUUAUUUAAUUUUGCGAGUAGAAAAUGAUUUUGAACCAGAUACUUUUACCUCCACCAGGUACUCCACCUUUCAUAAGUUAAUUAGUUUUUAUUAUCUUUGCAUUAAGCUUGAACUGUAGUAACUGCUCAAAAUAAAAUUGAAUUGGUA
Messenger RNA from Caenorhabditis elegans, 1357 nucleotides. It is a transcript of the gene tor-1, whose product is annotated as Torsin. Gene Ontology annotation, cellular component: endoplasmic reticulum lumen; endoplasmic reticulum; endomembrane system. The record is from RefSeq and is marked reviewed. Lineage: Eukaryota; Metazoa; Nematoda; Chromadorea; Rhabditida; Rhabditidae. The transcript has 3 exons. Bases 113 to 1045 code for a protein of 310 amino acids. Gene Ontology annotation, molecular function: ATP hydrolysis activity; ATP binding.